Messenger RNA from Emys orbicularis (European pond turtle), 423 nucleotides. RefSeq lists its product as uncharacterized. The coding region runs from base 1 to 423 and encodes 140 amino acids. The transcript has a single exon. NCBI's taxonomy places the organism in Eukaryota, Metazoa, Chordata, Testudines, Emydidae. The record is from RefSeq and is a predicted model, not a curated record. Gene Ontology annotation, cellular component: nucleosome. Gene Ontology annotation, molecular function: protein heterodimerization activity; structural constituent of chromatin; DNA binding.
AUGGCUGCUGUCCAGAGAGGGAGGAAAAAGGCCCAGACUCAGAGAAGACAGCAUUAUGGGAGGAAGUCCCAGGCCAAGCAGAGGAAGUCCCAGGACAAGCAAAGGAGGCAGGCCAGGCGGAAACCAGUGGGGAAGCAUGGAAAGAGCCCCCGUGGGAAGAAGCCCUCCCCCACCCCACCCAAUGCCAAGAUGCUGAGGCGGUUGCAACGGGACAACAGGCGCUUGUCAAACAAGGCCAAAGGGCUGAUGAUCUCCUUCAUCAACGACAUCUACAAAAAGGUGUCCACGCAGGCUGAGCAGCUGAGGAAGCUGAGCCACCGCCCCACGAUUGGCCCUUUGCAGGUGCAAGCCGCCCUGCAGCAGGUGAUGCCAAGGAAACGGGUCAGGCGCUCGGCCACCCCAGUCUCGAAGAGGUCUCAGUAG